CACGCGAUCCCCUUCCGUUGCUGAUUGACGUCUGUCAACCGCCGAACUAAAACUCGAUCAACUUCGAAAUUAAAAAUAAUUAUUCAAUUUGUUAUAUGUAAAACUGGAAACGGUGCGGACGUGAAUAACUUGCCGAGGCAAUAAUUCAAAAUGUUGCGACCUUUGUUAGAUAGUUUUUGGACCCCGAAUGUUUGGUUACCGCCAAAUACGACGUGGGAAGAUAUUGCCCCUGGGCCACAUAAGGCGGUACGAUACACCGACUAUCGUCACGUUUUCUUCCCGAUACCGUUAGCGUUUGUGUUCAUAGCCCUGCGCUUCAUAUUACAGAGGACAGUGUACGCCCCAUUUGGUAAACACCUAGGAAUAAAGGAUACAAGGAAUAGGAAAGCACCGAAUAACCCUAAACUAGAAGCGGCCUAUAGAGCUUCGCCUAAAUUAAAACAGCCAUGCGGUCUCGCGAAGCAAUUGGAUAUGACGGAGCGCCAGGUGGAGCGCUGGUGGCGAUUGCGACGGUCACAGGACAAACCCUCAACCCUCGUCAAGUUCUGCGAGAACCUGUGGAAGUUUACCUUUCAUUCCAGCAACUUUGUCUUCGGUCUUUGCAUAUUGUGGAACAAGUCGUGGCUCUGGGAUAUCGACCACGCGUACCUUGGGUACCCACAUCAGGGUGUGACAGACGACGUGUGGUGGUAUUACAUGAUCUCUGCUGCGUUUUACCUCUCCCUCACCAUCAGUCAAUUCUGGGACGUGAGGCGCAAGGACUUCUGGCAGAUGUUCCUGCACCACGUAGCCACCGUGUCCCUCAUCAGCUUCAGUUGGGUCUGCAACUUGCAUAGGAUCGGCACUUUGGUGUUGUUGUUGCAUGAUGCUGGGGAUAUAUUCGUUGAGGCGGUGAAGGCAUCCAAGUAUGCUAACUAUCAGAAGACAUGUGACACGCUUUUCCUUGGCCUCAUUAUCGUGUGGAUCGGCACCAGAAUCAUCAUCUUCCCCUAUCACCUGCUUUGGAGCACAUGGAUCCGCGCGCCGAUGUUGCUGCCGAUGUUCCCCGCCUACUACAUCUUCAACUCCCUGCUGCUGCUGCUGCUGAUGCUGCACGUCGUCUGGACAUACCUCAUCCUGCAGAUGGCCUACAGGACCAUACAGGCCGGCAAGAUGGAGGGCGACAUCCGCAGCUCCAGCGACGUGAGCGACAGUCCCGCCACCAACAACCACCAUGAGAACAACAUCAACAACAAGAAAGAUAAAUAGAUUUGUUGAAGAAUAACAAUCGUGUUCGUUCUAGAAGAUAGUAGAAGUUGUCGCCAUCAGUAUACUUGUGUCAGCUUAUCUUCUGUGUGAAAGAGAUUACUUCUUGAUUUAAAGAAGAAACAUUUUGUGUUAACAAUUAUGUUACAUCACAUUUUUGUUACUUAUUUUGUAAAUGUAUUCUUGUCUCGAAUUAUACUAUAAAUUCAAUUAAACUUUAAUUAAUUGUUUUGUCUCGAAUGACCGACUGGUUUAUUUCAUUGUAAAAUCAACUCUAUUCCCAACUAAUAAGGCUUUGAAUAGGAAUUAGCCAAAGAUAGCAAUAGUAUACCGUAGUUGUUAAAGAACAUAAUUGACUUGCAGUUUGUUGAAUACUUACAUUUCUCUUUACAAUUAUGUUUAUAAUAUCAAGCUAUUUUAGUAUUUGAUCAUUGAAAAAAUAUUUUAAAAACAAAUUAAUAUAAUA
Messenger RNA from Papilio xuthus (Asian swallowtail), 1711 nucleotides. Its product is annotated as ceramide synthase 6-like. NCBI's taxonomy places the organism in Eukaryota, Metazoa, Arthropoda, Insecta, Lepidoptera, Papilionidae. The record is from RefSeq and is a predicted model, not a curated record. Gene Ontology annotation, biological process: ceramide biosynthetic process. Bases 151 to 1248 code for a protein of 365 amino acids. Gene Ontology annotation, cellular component: membrane. The transcript has 8 exons. Gene Ontology annotation, molecular function: sphingosine N-acyltransferase activity; DNA binding.